Messenger RNA from Hypoxylon trugodes, 1871 nucleotides. RefSeq names its product FMN-linked oxidoreductase. The record is from RefSeq and is a predicted model, not a curated record. Bases 255 to 1376 code for a protein of 373 amino acids. NCBI's taxonomy places the organism in Eukaryota, Fungi, Ascomycota, Sordariomycetes, Xylariales, Hypoxylaceae. The transcript has a single exon. Gene Ontology annotation, molecular function: FMN binding; NADPH dehydrogenase activity.
GCUACGUCGCGCAUACCUAGUCCUUUACCUAGGCGCGUAUAUUGUGGAACUAAUUGCGAACUACUUCUAGAUGCAUCGGAAGCUAAGGGAGGCUAGAGAUCGAUCCGUCACACGGUCUAGACAAUGAAAACGAGUAUAUAUUCAAUGGGAAAGUCGGCCGUUGAGGGUCACCGUUUCUCUCAGAUCCAUCUCCAACUCCGAAGGACAUCGGCACAUUUUUGUAUAAUCACCUAUCCCCGAUCAACUACUGCAACAUGGCCCAGUCAUCGCGCCUCUUCCAGCCGCUAAAAGUCGGCAAUGCGACCCUCCAGCAUCGCCUGGUCAUGGCACCAUUGACCCGGUAUCGCUCAGACGAAAAUGGUGUGCCUCUACCUUUUGUGAAAGAAUAUUAUGGACAACGUGCUUCUGUCCCGGGAACACUCCUCAUCACCGAAGCAACUUAUGCCUCAAAACGGGGAGCAGGCUAUCUCUAUACCCCAGGGAUUUGGUCCAAAGAGCAAAUAGCAGGGUGGAAGGAGGUGACAGAUGCUGUCCACGCCAAAGGCUCCUACAUCUUCGUGCAGCUCUGGGCGUUGGGACGUGUUGCGACACCGGAGACCAUAAAAUCACUGGGCUUUGACCUAGUGUCCGCGAGCAAUAUACCAUCUGAGGAGGGCAAACCGGUGCCUAGGGAGUUGACGGUUGAUGAAAUACAAUCUUUCGUGGCCGAUUUCGCUCAGGCGGCACGAAACGCGGUCGAAGCUGGUUUCGACGGUGUCGAGAUUCAUGGUGCAAACGGAUACUUAAUCGAUCAAUUCAUUCAGGAUGUAUCCAACAAGCGGAACGACCAAUAUGGCGGCAGUAUCGAGAAUCGUGCACGAUUCGCGCUCGAGAUUGCUAACGCUGUCACUGGUGCUAUUGGCUCAGAUAGAGUCGGAAUCCGCCUUUCUCCUUGGUCGCAAUUCCAGGGCAUGCGAAUGGCCGACCCAAUCCCGCAGUUCACAUAUCUGAUCAAGGAACUCUCCAAGGUUAAAUUAGCUUACCUCCAUGUCGUCCAAUCUCACGAUAUGUUGAGUUCGAACCCCGAAGCUAGCGCAGAUUUUAAGGCCUCCGAGCAGCUCUCAUUCGCAGUCAAGGCUUGGGAUAACACAUCCCCCGUAUUGAUUGCGGGUGGCUACGCGCCGGAUACAGCGAAGAAGCUGGUAGACGAAGUCUUUAAGGAUAAUGACGUCGCUGUGGUUUUCGGACGGUUCUUCAUUUCAACGCCAGACCUACCGUUCCGAAUAAAGAAAGGUCUGCCGUUGGCCAAGUACGAUCGCAGUACAUUCUAUGCUGCGGGAAGUACAAAGGGCUAUAUCGAUUACCCUUUCAGCGAGGAUUUUGCUCAAGCAGCUUAAGUUCUUGCUUGGAUGGCUAGGUAAUGUUCCCAUAUGGCGUUAGGUGCCUAGAAAGUGCUAUUCGCUAGAUAUUGCUUGUGUUUGUGUACUCUUUCAAUAUUGAAUAUUCAUGACGAUGGAGUCAAUAAUUGUGUUUUGAAGUACCAGGAGUUAUACUAUACAAAACGAACAUAAGCAUAAAUAUUCUACCUAUGUUAAAUUCACAUGGAAAUUAAAUAGAAUAGAUAAGCAUAGAAACGCAUCAAAUAUAGGUCUAAAAGAAUGUCGGGCGCCAACGAGCCACGGAUACGACGGGAGGAUUUUAUGUACAAUGUGUAUAGCGGGCGUGGCAAUGGCCACGUACAUCUAGCUUUAGAAAAUUAAAUAAUUAUCUAAAGGCAACCUAAAGGAAUAUAAAUACCGGUAGCCAAAUGGAACAUAGGAACUUCAAUUGGAAGAGGGUGUCCGUUUUUUUUUUUUUUUGGUGCGGAGCGAAGGAGGGGGGGAUUGCGCGAC